CGGCGCUGUGGUCAAGGCAAACUUAGGAAAUAGGAAAUAGCCUAGUUUCAUUUACUGCAUGUAGAAGACAAUACACCCAAUACACACAACAAUGGCUAUCGACGCAGAGUUACGCGAUGUUUCGUCUAAAAAUGUCGGUAUAAUCAUAGCUGUCAUAUCAAGUUUCAUCAAUGGGUCGACGUUUGUGCUACAGAAAAAGGGAAUACUACGGUCCCGCAAAAGAGGAGGCUCGUACCUUGCAGAUGCGGUGUGGUGGAGCGGCACACUCAGCAUGAUUAUUGGCCAAAUUGGAAAUUUCUUGGCGUACAACGCGGCCCCAGCUGUGAUAGUUACACCACUAGGAGCCCUUGGAGUGUUAUUUGGGGCCGUCUUGGCUUCGUGGAUCCUGGAAGAGCAUUUAAAUAUCCUGGGGAAGCUCGGCUGUGUGUUAUGCUGCUGCGGCUCCAUCGUGCUCAUUAUUCACGCCCCUAAAGCAGAGGCGACUACACGGCUGGAACUGGAGGAGAGGCUAUUGGACCCAGUGUUUUUAAGUUACGCCCUCUUGGUGGUGCUGACGCUGAUCACUCUGAUCGUGUGGAUUGCUCCGGCUCACGGCACAUCGAACAUCAUGGUGUAUGUAGCCAUUUGCUCCCUCCUGGGAAACUUCACCGUUCCAAGCAGCAAAGGGCUCGGCCUGGUGGCCCCGGACGUGUUUGGCGAAGGGCCGUCGAGCAGCAGAGCCCUGGCGCUCUUCCUCGGCCUGCUGGGGACGCUGGCUGUCAGCAUCCUGAUCCAGUUCUUCUUCAUCAAUAAGGCCCUCGAGUGUUUCAGCUCCAACAUAUUCGAAGCAAUAUACUACGUGGCGUUCACAUCCACUGUGAUCCUCGCCUCUGGUCUUCUCUUCAAGGAGUGGACUGCGCUAACUUUAACUGACAGCCUUGCCAUGCUUUGUGGUUUAACAAUAGUGUGUGUAGGGGUAAUUUUACUCCGCAUUUCCCAAGAGGCUUUGAUUUCUUGGAAGAAGAAGGGGGCACAGAAAAAGACCGACUGAUUAUUAUGUGACUUUUGGACCACGGUACUUUCUUUUAACGCAGACACGGUACUUGAUUUGUAUUGUACUACCUCCAGCUAAAAUGGCCAAAGUACUUUUAACAAGUGCCACUUAACUUGAAUUUCUUUGCAGUAACAAAAAUCAUUUCAUGGAAACGCGCAGUACUGUUGUUGUUAUGCUUGGUUCUCGAUCAUUCCUGCUUAAAUCUUGAAUACUUGUGAAUACUGCCAUGAUUUUAGAACGUGUGUUUCAUUCCAGGGAACUUUUAACACGAAACAUAGCCCAGAGACAGUUGACACGUCAACGCCACGUUGAUGGUUUCAAAAAACUCUCGCAUUCUUCUCGUGCGCUGCCCUCAGGGCGUUAAUAUGAGCCUUAAUGGUUCUCCCUUUGUCCCUGUGCCAGACAGUGUUAGUCUAGAAUCACCUACGCUUUGACUUAUUCAGUGCCUGUGAAUUAUUCAGGGUAAUUUCAGGAUCCGUCUCCGUCUUUAGAGUUGUAUUGAAAAUGAGUAUCCAAGGCAACUGGUUUGCCAGAUGGAGGGAUUUAUAAAACUUGAUUUCAAACAUAUUCCACUUAUUGCGUGACCAUCAGCAGUUUUGCUGUGUUAUUAUCAUGUGGAAAUAUGUUAUAAAACUGUAAUAUGUGACAAUAUUUGUACUGUAGAUUAUUUUCAUUAUGAUGUCAUCCAUUAGGAAGGUAUUAUGUUUACAAACUCUAUGAGAGACUUUUUUUUUUUUUUAAAUGGUCUGAGCUCAGAGUUUAAUAUGCAUUCAGUAUUUUGAAUCUGAAAUGGAAACUACUAUCUUCUCCUUCCCAGUGACACCUGCUGAUGUUACACAUUAGAAAACAGGUCUGCACAAGUGUCACUUUCAGUUGAUUUUGUAAAAUGUGACUUUCAUGCUGUCAUUAAACUAAUUUCCCA
Mugil cephalus (flathead mullet) is the source of this 1955-nucleotide messenger RNA. RefSeq names its product NIPA magnesium transporter 1 (gene nipa1). Gene Ontology annotation, cellular component: membrane. The transcript has 5 exons. Gene Ontology annotation, molecular function: magnesium ion transmembrane transporter activity. Gene Ontology annotation, biological process: magnesium ion transport. The coding region runs from base 92 to 1030 and encodes 312 amino acids. Lineage: Eukaryota; Metazoa; Chordata; Actinopteri; Mugiliformes; Mugilidae. The record is from RefSeq and is a predicted model, not a curated record.